AUGACAGCAGAAGAAGCUGCGCAAGCGGCCGGAACUGCAGCAGCUGUGAUUGCGCAGAGUGCAGGUUUGCCUGCAGAGACGCAGGCCACUCUGGCGGGAGAGGCUGCAGCAAGCGCAGGAAGCACCUACCAGCUAACAGCUGAACAACAGGCAUUGGCAGCUGGUGCAGCCGCUGCAACAGCGGCGGCUGCUGCCAACAUGACAGCGGGAGAUUCUGCACAAGCUGCUGCCGCUGCCACCAUUGCUGCAGGCACAGCCACCGGAUUGACCGCCGAACAACUCACGGUGCUGGCCGCCGAAGCCGCAGCGGAGGCGGUGAAAGCGCAGGGUGGGUCCGUGCAGCGGCAGGCACAAGCUGCCAGCGCGGCCACCGUUGCAGCUGUUGCCAGCUCAGACUUGACUCCAACCGAGCAAGCACUCACGGCUGCUGCUGCUGUGGCUUCGGCAUUGCAAAAUUCUACAUGCAGAGAAGACAUGGUUCGACACGUGGGUGCUACAGCACAAGCAGUUGCCAACACGACGAGCAUGAGCGCCGUGGAGCAGGCUGCCACGUCUGGGCAAGCAGCAGCAAAUGCAGCAGCGAACUGCAGCAUGAGCGCGCCUCUCCAGGCACAGCUGGCCAGUGAAGUAGCAGCGGCCGCAGCGGCAGCUGCCGGUCUCUCCAUCGAGCAGCAAGCGCAGCUUGCUGGACAAGCGGCGGCAGCCGCUGGCACAGCAGCAGGCAUGACAGCAGAAGAAGCUGCGCAAGCGGCCGGAACAGCAGCUGCUGUGAUUGCUCAGAGUGCAGGUUUGCCUGCAGAGAAGCAGGCCACUCUGGCGGGAGAGGCUGCAGCAAGCGCAGGAAGCACCUACCAGCUAACAGCUGAACAACAGGCAUUGGCAGCUGGUGCAGCCGCUGCAACAGCGGCGGCUGCUGCCAACGUGACAGUGGAAGAUGCUGCACAAGCUGCUGCCGCUGCCACCAUUGCUGCAGGUACCGCCAGCGGGUUCGGGUUGACCGCCGUACAACUCACGGUGCUUGCCGCCGAAGCCGCAGUUGAGGCGGUGAAAGCGCAGGGUGGGUCCGUGCAGCAGCAGGCACAAGCUGCCAGCGCGGCCGCCGUUGCAGCUGUUGCCAGCUCAGACUUGACUCCAACCGAGCAAGCGCUCACAGCUGCUGCUGCUGUGGCUUCGGCAUUGCAAAAUUCUACAUGCAGAGAAGACAUGGUUCGACACGUGGGUGCCACAGCACAAGCAGUUGCCAACACGACGAGCAUGAGCGCCGUGGAGCAGGCUGCCACGUCUGGGCAAGCAGCAGCAAAUACAGCAGCGAACUGCAGCAUGAGCGCGCCUCUCCAGGCACAGCUGGCCAGUGAAGCAGCAGCGGCCGCAGCGGCAGCUGCCGGUCUCUCCAUCGAGCAGCAAGCGCAGCUUGCUGGACAAGCGGCGGCAGCCGCUGGCACAGCAGCAGGCAUGACAGCAGAAGAAGCUGCGCAAGCGGCCGGAACUGCAGCAGCUGUGAUUGGUCAGAAUGCAGGUUUGACUGCAGAGACGCAGGCCACUCUGGCGGGAGAGGCUGCAGCAAGCGCAGGAAGCACCUACCAGCUAACAGCUGAACAACAGGCAUUGGCAGCGGGUGCAGCCGCUGCAACAGCGGCGGCUGCUGCCAACAUGACAGCAGAAGCGAUUGCCAGUUUCGCAUCUUUGGCUGCGGCAGAGGCCGCGACUGCAGCAGGUCUGGACGGCUCCGCGCUGGCGGAGCAGGCGGCACUGAGCGCGGACUGUCAGCUCUCCACGGACGAGCUCCGGUGCCUGCAGCGCUGCGUGCGCGGGCAACAGCUGAUGGUGCUGCGAGACGGGUUGCUCACCUGCGGCGGGGUUUUGCAAUCCACGGAUCGGCAAGUGGACCUCGCCUUUCGCCUGGACUUCGGGACCCGGCCAAGCACCUUCGCCCGACAGCUCCUAUCAGGGCUGGGCGGAUCCGUUGGCCUGGCAUCCCUGCGCCCGGGCUCGGUGGUGGCAUCGCUCGCGCCAGGCGAAGCGACAGAGGAGGCCUUCAGCGAGAUGCAGGCGCUCUUGCAGAGUGGACAGCUUCAAAGUCUGGGCGGCAUCUUCGACCUUCUUGACGAGGCGACCUCAGCAGCACCGACAUCAACAUCCACAUCGUCAUCUUCAACAUCCACACCAUCAUCUUCAGCAUCCACGCAAGCAUCUACUUCAUUUGGCUUUGCCACGACACAUGUCGCCGGCACCUCAACGAUGGGACUGUUCGAGAACGACUCCUUGAACGAGCCCAACGAAUCCAAGGAGUUUAACGACUCCAACGACUCCCACGACUCCAACGACUCCCACGACUCCAACGACUCCAACGACUCCCACGACUCCAACGACUCCAACGACUCCCACGACUCCAUGUCGGAGCUCGACAGCCCUCAGUUUUCGCCCGCCGCGCCCGUGAAAAGGGGCAACACGGAGGUCCAGCUCCUCAUGGGCAUUUGCAGCUCUCUUCUUUGCGCCUGCGCUUUGCUGACUUGGUGGGUGCGCCGCAGGAACGCGGCCAGAGAAGGCGCCGUGACCUCUCCGGAGCCGGACGACUUUGGAGGGGUGCUUCCCGGCCAGCUCAAAAAACCUCGUGAGGUAGGACAGACCGCGAGCCUCGCAUGGCUGGAGCAAGAGGCGGCAGAGGAAAGGGCGCUGCCGAAAGCUUUGGAGGCCGAGGCGUCAGAGCCAGGCCUCGAAGGUGUCCCCGACACACCGAGCGACGAAGAGCCCGAGCUGGCCACACCGCGUCGGUCACGGGCUAUGGGCACUGACUCCCUCAUCGCCCUGGAGGAGGCUCCCUGCCUAGGCUCCCUGGACUGGAAUGUCGAGGAGGUGGCUGACGAGGUGUCAGAGAAGAUUCCCAGCAAGCACGAUCUGCUGCACACGUUGCUCGCAGAUCUGCAGGAUGACACCAAGACGGAGUUCCGAUUGCCUGAGGACCCGGAGGUCUUACGCACGCUCUUCGGCCGAGCUCCAGAGGUACAAGUGCCGCCGGAACGAGGCCACGCUCCCUGGCCAUUGCCUUGCGAAGAGAGCCCUCAGGGCUCGAACGGUUCCAACGCGUCCCUGCUACAGUAGGCAGAGGCGGGUGAGGACUUUUGAUCUACAUCAUGUACAUCCACAUCUACAGCCCACUUUGCAUGACUUUUGGUGUCGCCAAAGGCGACAUGGGAUCAACACCUGAGGUGUCAACCGUUGGAAUUGGAGUGCUGCAGCGACACGCGCGGAGAAGCUCGUUCUCUCGAAUGGGACACACCCCAAGGUGCGGUGGGCGAAUGGGCGAGACAUGCACCUGGCUUGUCAGUCCCGCCAAUGCGUACCAUGGGGUGGUUGUCCCCU
This is a messenger RNA of Effrenium voratum, 3360 nucleotides long. The record is from the annotation of a GenBank genome assembly. NCBI's taxonomy places the organism in Eukaryota, Dinophyceae, Suessiales, Symbiodiniaceae.